CAAGAUUUAAAUUUAGAAUUAGGUUAGUUAUCUCUCAAGGAUGUCUAUAUGUCGUUGAACUAUUCGUAUUUGUAUUGAAACAGUAGGUAGUACAAUUUCAGUAAGUUUAAUUGAAUUAUUGUUCGUCAGUGCGGUAAAGACUAAUUAUAAACACUAUGAUGCAUUUUAAAUUUGCCGCGUAGUGUCUUAUCGAUCAAUCCGAUGUUGACAACAGAAACCGGCUGAUUGUCAGUUUGUUUCGUUCCCGUUUAGUAGUCCACGUGAGCUAAGGAAAAUUCCAGACGCAGUUUGUUUAUUUUGGUCGUUGCGCUGCUACGUUUCGUGUUUACCUUAAUCUACCUUAUCAGAAAUUGCAUAAUAUAAAAAUAGCGAUGGAAAGCACUUUUGAAAAGUUAAAAGAGCUUGAUCUAUCUCGAGACGAAGUAAACCGUUUCGGUGAAGCAUUAAAGAAACCGGAAUUCAGGAAGUUGCUGAGCGAUUACGUCGAAGAAAUUUCCGAUCCCGAAAAUAAGAAACUCUACGAACAGGAAAUCACCGAAUUGGAGAAGGAACGAGGAAACGAUAUUACCUUUAUUCAUCCGAAACCAAAUUACGUUAUUAAAACUAGUGUAAACGGUAAUAAAAAAGCCUUUAUUAAUAUAUGUGUCAACGAUCUCGUCAAAAAACCGACCUCGUCACCUACUGUCAAGGAUGGGGAAAAAGGAUUAACCUGGCAGUUACCACAUUCUUUAUCACCGCCUAGGGAAGAUUUGGAUAAUAAGGGAGUACGUUGCCAGGUAUUUGAUGUUAUUUUUCAUUCUGAUACAAUGCAUUUAGCUAGUAAAAACGAAGCUUUUCGUGAUAUGGUUAAUAGAACAGCUCUGGAAGCUGUUGAAAACAAUUUUAAUGUAUCGCUGGAUAAAAAGAACUUGAAAUUUCCUAAGUUAUCUUAUAAAGGGGUAGCUCAUGCUAGUGUAAUUAGAAAACCCUGUAAAAAACCAGAUCAUUCACCUGAAGAACAAGAAUUUUUAGAUAAAUUAUUUGCUCAAUCAGAAAGUCCACAACCAAGUCCUAAAAAAAUUAAAAAACCUACCAAGAAGAUCAUUGAUGAUGAAAAAUCGAAAUAUACUACCCCACAAUACCUAAUCAAACAUAGAAGUUCUUUAGACAUGGAACAAUUUACUGAACAUAAGGGAGCCAAGUUAAAUGUAGCAAUUCCAAAAGAACUUAUUGUUGAAAUAAAUCUACCCCUCCUGAAAUCAUCAGUUGAUAUUAAUUUAGACGUUACAGAAAAAACAGUGCAGCUUAUUAGUGAAAAACCUGCAAGGUACAAACUAAAUCUAACUCUGCCAUAUCAAGUCAAUGAAGCUAUUGGCAAUGCAAAAUUUGAUAAAGAUAAGAAGAAAUUAGUUAUCACACUCCCAGUGAAGCGUACUUCAGCUACAAUAAUUGAUUUUAGCGAUAGUGGUGUUGAAAGUGAUCAGUGUUCUCCUGGAACUCCAGAGUCUGAGGAAGAAUUUGGUGAAAAACAAUUGGUGAAAGAAAUUGUAACUAGUGAAUGCAGUGAGUUGUAUUUAGAAAAAUCUGUUGAUUUUAGGACUAGCUUCCUUGAUGAAAAUUUGCAUUAUAGUUUACCUGAAUUUACCUGUCAUGUAUUUGAAAACACCAUUGCAUUUACUCUUAAUAUUAAAAAUGUUGAUGAUAAGUCUGUUGAAAAAAUGUUUUCUGAUAAAGAUUCAUCUGUCCAUAUAAAAUUUACUAGCAUAGGUUCUAGCUUUUAUCCCAUUCAUUAUGCUUUUUAUGUGAAACUGCCACAGCAUAAGAUUUUUGAAGAAAGUACAACUGUAGAAGUGUGGGAUAACAAUGUCAUACUUCAAAUACCGGUUACUUGUGAUAUGCCCAUAAUGUCUUACUUUUUUGGUUGUAAUGAAUCUAAUUUAGCAGAAAAAUAUGUAGAGGAGCCUGAAAUUAUCAAUCAAGUUCUGGAUGAUGUUAAAGAAGAUGAAGAAUAUGAAUUGCAGGAAAAUGAGCAGUUUAUUCAUGGAGAAUCAGAAAUAGAAAUUGAAGAAAGAAAUAAAGAGAGAAAAGACAGCUUUGAUGAAAUCAUAAAUCCCAAACAAACCAGAGCGAUUGACAUUACUGGUACAUCUUAUGAAUCUAGUGGAGACGAACUAAGUUGCAGCAGCUUCAGUCCGUCCAAAAAUAAAGGUAUACUGAAAAGAAUCUCGUCUGGUAGAUUUUCCGUGGGCCGCAGCAUAUCCGAGUCCAGUUUAGAUAAUUUUGUGUAUUCUUCUGUAGAGAAUUGCUACACCAGUUUGGAUUCAAUUAUACCUGAAGAUGGCGAAGUGUCGUCUAGUGAGAAGAAGACUGUGAGGUUCAAUGAUGUCGUCAUGAGCCAAUUAUUUAGAUCGAAUUCUAGCAUUUUAGGCCAGAAAAAGAAAAACCAACGGAAAGCAAGAAACAAAAAACGCGCUUCGGAACGUCGUCAUAGCGAAAGUGAAGCUUCGGGCGAUGAGAAAAGAGAGGGAGAUAUAAAGGACUGCGAUUUUAAGAUGGACGAACGAUUUGACAAAAAGGAUGAGAAUAUUUUCCAUCUGGAAGUUGACAAUUAAAGUUGUGGUUCGAUGUAAUUCAGAGACGUGUAGUCAGAAGUAUCCCAGUUAAUUAUAAAACCGGUUUUAAAAAUUAUAAAUCAUAUUUGUUGUAAUUGAAUGUUUUUAUUCAGGUUCUAGCGGGGUUUUUCCCGGAUCUUGUUUCAAGAUGUUUAAUUUUUUAAUCGUUAUAUUUUUUAAUUUUAUCCAUUGUUUUCUUUUUUAAAUAUUUUUUUUUUAAUCUACGCUGGCGUAAAAAGCAAAAAAGUAAAAGGGUGUUUAUUUCAUGACUUUUAAAAUUAUUUAUUUCAUCAUGUUUUCUGUUGUGGAUCCCAAAAUCUUAAUAAUGGCUAUACAAGGAGUACCAAUAAAAACUCCCAGGUCGGAUAUUUUGGUAAGAAUAUUUUUAUUCCGUAAAAGCCAGUUUACAGGGCAUUAAGAGAGCUUCAGUUUUAGAUAUAAAUUAAUUUUAAAUAGGCCAAUAAUUUUUUUUCGAUGAGAGGAUCUUUCUUAUGUAGCGCAUCAUUUUGUUCUAUGAACUAAUUCGAUAAAUCUAGUCAUUUUUGAUAUACCGAGUGGGCCACUCAAAACUGGUUCACCCUGUUAUUUGGCAUUGUUCAUUGGAAUUUAAGAACAUUCUAAAACAGGUCGAUUUUUAUUCCAAAUUGAACACAUUUUUACAAUGUGUAUACAGUGUGUCUACUUAAGUCGGCGCUAUAUAUAGGAAACUUGUUUAUUAUUAGAUUUAUGAA
This is a messenger RNA of Psylliodes chrysocephalus, 3322 nucleotides long. Lineage: Eukaryota; Metazoa; Arthropoda; Insecta; Coleoptera; Chrysomelidae. The record is from the annotation of a GenBank genome assembly.